AUGGAUCAGAAUCAGUAUUCGGCGUUCUCGCCAAUCUCAGCAACCGCUACUCGGCUUACCUUUGACAACAUUCCUCUCAAUUCUCCUCAACACAACGGUCCGAAGUCUUCUAAGAAGAAUGCCACACCAAAGGCUCCUGACACGUCAACCGCACCUGGAAGCAGCGCCAGACGCAGAAACAGCACACCAGGCUUCAUUUCCGCCGACGGAGCCGAUAUCGUCACCGUCGACGGUAACCCCAUUUCGCGAGCCAAUCCGUCGCCAGCCUUGGCGAAAGAUGCAUUGGCUGCCAUCGCAGCAGCGUCCCUGAAGCCGGCUCCUCCCAGGUCUGCUGCAAGGCAGAGCCGAGCCAUUGUCCCGGUUGCGGAGACGAGGCUCGAAGAGGAGGAGCAGGUCUGGCAGCGAUACCGGGAGUCAGGGUUGGACGAGGUCGCAGUUCUGCGGAAAGAGCGAGACGCGUUAAUGGAGAAGGCGAACUCGCUGGAUCAAGAGCUCUACGAGUACCAGUACAACAUGGGUCUGUUGCUGAUGGAGCGUCAGAAGUGGCUACCCAAGUACGAGGACGCGCGAGCGGCGCUGGAGGAGGCGGAAGCGGAGCUGCAGCGCGAAGCGACUGCGCACAGGGUCGCACUCGCGGAAGCGAAGGAGAGGGAGAAGUCUCUACAAGACGCGCUCGCCAUCGAGCAGGACUGCGUCGCAAGCAUGGAGCGAGCAGUCAAGGAGCUGCAGGUGGAGGUGGAGGAGACGAAGAGGCACGCGCGCACGGCGCUGGACGAGGCCAACGCCACCAUGACCGCCGCCGAGAAGAAGCUGCAGGCGGCGGAAGCGGCUAGCCGGCAGGUGGAGGCGAGCAGGAGCGAGGCGAGCAGGCGGAUCGCGGAGGCGGAGCGGAAGCAGCAGGAGCUGGAGGCCCGGGAGGCGAAUGGCCGGCGCGAAGUUCAGGCGGAGAAGGACAGGCUGGAGGCCAAGGCGCAGGAGUUGGAGGCACAGAAAGGGUCACUGAGUGACUGGGAGGCCAAGCUGAAGCAGCGAAAUGCGAAGAUACUGGAGAGCGAGAAGAUGCUGGAUACACGGGAGGCGCGCAUAGGCGCAGCGAUGGACGAGCUCAAGGCGGCGGAGCAGCAGGCGGAGGCGCGCAAGGCGGCGCUGCAGGAGGAGGCGCGGCGGCUGGAGGGCGCGCGGGAGCAGGCGCGGGAGGCGGAGGAGCGCGCUCGGAAGGAGGCGCAGGCGGUGGCGGAGGGGAAGGUGGCGCUGGCGAAGCGGGAGGGCGAGCUGGCGGUGCAGGAGGACCUGCUGGUGGCGCGCGAACAGGACGCGGUGGCGAGGGAGAUGCGCGGCAAGGAGGUGGAGCUGCGCGUGGCGAGCGAGCAGGAGAGGGUGCGCGAGUGGGAGGAGAGCCUGCGGAAGCGGCAGGCCGCGCUGGACGACCUCAAGGCCAAGCUGGCGAGCGAGAAGAAGGGGCUGGACGAGGUGGAAGCGUCGCUGAGCAGUGGGCGCGCGCAGCUGGAGGAGAUGCAGGCGGAGCUGCAGAGCAAGGAGCGCGCGCUGCUGGCGGAGCGGGAGAGGGUGCAGGCGCAGGAGAACGAGGUGGAAGGGCUGCGCGCGCAGGUGGCGCAGAAGGAGGAGCUGGUGGAGCAGCGCGAGCAGGGCGCGCAGAGACGCGCGGAGAGGGCGGCGGAGCGCAUGGCGGAGGCGGAGGCGCUGGUGCUGCAGGCGGCGAGCAGGGAGAGGGAGGUGGAGCAGAGGCAGGCGCAGGUGGACAGGGAGUUGAGGCGGUUGGAAAUGGGGAGAGCGGAGGCGGACGCAGAGAAGCAGCAGCUGGAGGACCUUCGGGAGAGGGUUCGCUCUGAGCGAGCUGAUGCAGAGGCGGAGAAGCGCCAAGCAGCAGCUGCUCUGGCCAAAGCGGAGCAGACUAUAGCGGAGUCGGGGGUCAAGCGGGAGGCAGCACAGGCGGAAAUGAAGCGGGCGCAGGAGCGGCUUGAGGAGGCGGAGAGGCGCGUGCAGGAGCUGAGAGCGGAAAAGGAGAGGUUUGAGAAGGAGUGGGAGGUGCUGGAUGGGCAGAGGGAAGAGGUGGAGAGGAUGGAGGUAGAAGUUGGGAAACUGAGGGAGAAAGCACUAGCUGAUGUCCAGAAGGAGAGGGAGGAGGUGAGGGGGAAAGAGAGGGAGGUUGAAGCGAGGUUGGAGAAAGGGAGAGAGGAGUUGGAGGAGGAGAGGAGAGGGAUUGCGGAGGAGUGGAGGAGGAAGGGAGAGGAGGUCGAGGCGGAGAGGGAGGAGGUGGAGAGGGAACGGGAGAAGAUGCGUGAGGAGAGAACGGCGUUGGAAGAAGCGUCUGCGGAGGUGGAAGGGCAGAGAGAGGCGCUGAAGGCGGAACGGGGCGAGCUGAGGAAGGAGAUUGAGGAGAAGAAGACGGUGUUUGCGCAGCUGUCGCAGCAGCAUGCGGCUCUGGAGCGGAAGGGGAAGGCGGUGAAAGCGGAAGAGGAGAAGGUGCGGGAGAUGUUAGCAGCGGUGGAGAACGGUCGGAAGGAACUGGAGCAGGAGAAGGAAGGGUGGAAAGAGCAGCAUCAGCAGAUGCUGAGCGCCGUGCGGGCAGAGCGAGAAGGCGUGGAAGAGGAGAGGAAGAGGGUGGUAGCAGAGGCGCGGGAAGAGAGGGUGAGGCUGGGAGAGGAGGCGGAUGACGUGGCACGGGCGAGAAAGGAAGUGGACGAGGGCAGGCAGCAGGUGGAGAGGGAGAUGGAAGAGCUCGCUUUUCAGAGAGCUGCGUUACAAUCAGAGGAGGUUGAGCUUGCAAGCAGACUCGAGGACGUGAGCGCCCGGGAAUUGGCUCUUGAAGCGGCGGCUGAGCAGCUGAAGAGGAGAGAGGCGGCUGUAGCGGCACGGAUGGGUGAAGUAGAGGUUGCUCUGGCGGCUGUAGCGGGUAGGGAGGAGGAGGUGGUUCGGGCGCAGGAGGGGCUUGUGAGGGAGAGGGAGAGGAUGGAAGCCGAGGUGGAGCAGCAGAAGAGAGUGGUGGAGAUGGAACGGGAAGGAGUGGAGAUGGAAAAGCAGGAGGUUGCGGCGAGGGGAGAGGCGGAGAGGGAGAAAGUUCGGAUUGAGAGGGAGGCAGUGGGGAAAGAGAGGGAGCAGGUGGAGAGAGAGGCUGAAGAAGUCAAAAAGGCCCUUGCGGAGGUUCACAGGCAGAGGGGGUUGCUGGGAGAGGAGAGGGAAGCUGCUAGGGCAGAAGCAGCCGAGCAUCGGGCAGCGAUAAAAUCUCUCGUGGAGGAACGGGCAGCUGCUGAGAGAGGCGCGAAGGAGGCAAGGAACGCGUGGGAGAAGGCUAAAGGAGAGAUGGAUGCCCUGGAAGCGGAGAGGAAGGAGGUGUUGCAGGAGAGGGCGAGGCUGGAUGAAGAGAGGAAAGACUUUGUUAAGAAGAUCGCUUUGGAGAGGGAGAGUGUGGCAGUGGAUAGGAAACUGGCGCUGGAGAAGGUUGAGAGAGAUUCGGCUGGGGUGAAGCGGGAUAGAGAGUCUCUGGCGAAAGAGAGAGCAGCACUGCUGAAGGAGCGGGAGAGGGUGGAGAAGGAGAAGGAGGGCGUGCAGAAGAAGCUACUGGAGGUUCGGGUGGAGCGGGAGAAGGCCCGGGAGGAACGAACCAGCACAAGGCAGGAACUGGCGGAGAGCAGGGCGGAGAGAGUGAAGCUGGGGCAGCAGAAGGCUGAGUUAGAGCGGGAGAUUAAGGCGCUGCAGGCUGAGAAGGCGGAGGUGCAAGGCGAGAGGGUGAAGGCGGAGCGGGCGAGAGAGGAGCUGGAGAGGCUGCGGGAGGGGCUGGUUGCAGAGCGGGCGGAAGUGACUGCUGCGUUGGGAAGGCUGGAUAGGGAGCGGUUGGAUGUGGCUGCGCUGGCGAGGCGAGAGAGGGAGGCCGUGGAGAAAGAGAAGGCUGCUGCUGAGGCGAAGAUUGAGAAGGAGGGUGCGAGGUUGGCGAGAGAGAGAGCAGCUGUGGGGAAGGAGAGGGAGGCGGUCGGGUUGGAGAAGGAAGAGGUGGUGGGGGCGAGGGAGGAGGUGAGGACGGUGAGGGUUGCGUUGGCGGGGGAGAGACGGGAGUUGAAGAAGGAACAGGCGGAAGCCAAGGCUGCUGCUGCUGAGCUGAAGGCAGCUAGGGCUGCUGCGGAGAGGGAAGCAGAAGGGGCAAGAGUGGCUGCUGCUCGGGCGAGGGCGGAACAGGAGGCAGUCGUGAAGGCUGGGGAGAGCGUGGCUGCAGAGAGGGAGAAGCUUGGUGCUGCAGCGAGUGAGCUGGAGAAGGAGAAGGAGCUUCUGGAGAAGAUGCGAUCGGCCGCUGCUGCGGAACGGGCGGAACUAGCUGCUGAACGUGCAGGGAACGAGGGGCUGCUGAGGAAGAUUGAGCAGGAGAGGGAGGUGGCGAGGCAGGAGAGGGAGAAGGAGAGGAGGGAGAUUGGGGAGAGGAUUGCAGAGCUUGAGGGGCUGGAGAAGCAGCAGGCGGAGGCGAUCCAGGCGUCGAGGAACAUUCAGGAGCAGCGGGCGCAUCUGAGGGAGGAGACGGAGGAGUUGGAGAGGGAGAGGGCGCGGUUGAGGGUGGAGGAGGCGAAGGUGCGGGAGGGUGGGAGGGAGCUGCUGAGCGAGCGGGAGAAGCAGAGGGCUGCUCUUGAGAAGGAGAGGGACGAGGCUGCUGCGGCGCAGGCUGCCCGUGCUGCUGCAGAGGCUGAUAGGCUCGCGGAGAGGAUUGCGGAGUUUGAGGCGCGGAUGGAAGAGGAGAAGGCGAAGCUGCGGCGGAUGAGGGAGGCGGUGGAGGAGAAGCGGGUUGGGGUGGAAGAGGAGAGGGCGAGGAUUGAAGGCGAGAGGGAGGAGUUGAGGAGGCAGAGAGAGGAGAUGGUGGCGAAGCGGGUGGAGCUUAAGAAAGAGAUUGCGGAGAAGGAAGCAGAGGUGUUGCAGGUGGAGCAACUGAGAAGGCGGCAGGAGAGGGAGCUGAGGGAGCUGGAGAAGCAGCGGGCCAAGGUGAAGGAAGAGAGGGAGGAAGUGGAGCGGCAGAAUCUGGAGUUGGUGUCUCGCAGGGCAAAGGCUGAGGAGGAGGUUGCGACGACGCUGGCAGGGAUUGAGUCGGAGAGAGCUGCUGCAGAGAAGGAGCGGCAGGAGAAGGAGCGGGACUUGAUGGGCCGAUCCCGGAGGCUGGAUGAGGAGCAGAGGCGGCGGCGGGAGGAGUGGGAGGCUUCAGUGGAAGAGGAGAGGAAGAAGAUGGAGAGGGAGAGAGAGGCGGUCGCGCGGGACCGUGCGGAUACGCAGCGGCACUGGGAUGACGUGCAGAAGAUGAUUCAGGAGCUGCACCAGCAGCGGCGGCAGCUGAAGGAGGAGAAGGAGGCGGGGAGGCGGACGGAGAGUGCGGAGAGGAGGCUGUCGGGCGGGUCGAGCUGGAUUGCUGGCGGGCAUGAUUUGGCGGAGCAGCUGCGGUUUGCGAGGGAGAGGCUGAAUGAGGAGCGGGAGGAUUUCGAGAUGGAGAAGAAGGAGCUCGAGGCUCAGCGUCGGUCAGUGGAGAUGGAGCGAGAGGGCAUGGCAAGGGAGGCCGAACGGCUCCGUGUGCUCAAGUCCGAACUCGCCACCAUGGAGAGCUCCCUGCUGGCCUCUCCUGGCCAGGCUCAAGCGAAAUCUCAGGUGCCAGCAACAGUUGUUGCAGCAGCAGCAGCAGCAGCAGCAGAAGAGGCAGCAGAGGUAGCAGCAGCAGCAGUAGAUCGAGAGAUGGGCUUGUUUACUACUCCUGGAAAGGAAACAGGGGCUAAAUCGGCUCUCUUAUCCACUCCUACCUCUGCGCUUGCUGCUGCAGCAGCUGCCACAUAUGCCGCUGCUCCUGCUGCUGUGCCCAUGACCGAACCUCCAAAGCCGCGACGAAACUGGGCAUUGGAGCAAUGCAGGAAAACGGCGUUUGGUCUGGCUAGUCUGUGGGGCGGAGGUGGUGGUGCUGCUGGUGGUAGCAAGUCCCCUGGUGGUGCGGGUCCUUCAGACGUGACCCCUUCUCCAACUCGGCGCGCAAUGGACGCGUUACAGCGACUCUUGUCGCCGUCGCUGCUCGACCAAGUGAAAGCGUCUCUCUCCGCGCACCGGCCCUUGGCGGGUUUUGCGGCCAUUGAGAGGAGCCUUCUCGAGGAGUCCGCGCACCGGCGAGUGUUCGAUCAGCUGAUCGCUCCACUCACUGACCGCCAAGGCCCUUGCGCCAAGGACAGCGCAGUGACCGGUGAGGCCAAAACCGCAGGGAGCCGCGCGUUUGGAGAGCAGAAGUACGCCGAGGCUGUAGCUGGCUACAGCAAGGCCCUUCAGUACGCGCCUCUAUACUCACCUGACCUGCUGGCGGUGCUCUUCACCAAUCGUGCCACGUGUCUGCAUAAAAUAGGACAGCUAAGGGAGGGUGAGGAGGACUGCUCCCAUGCCAUCCACCUGUCUCCAUCUUACUGCAAGGCUUGGUUUCGCAGAGGAUGUAUUCGGGCUGCCCGGAAGAACUAUCACGCUGCAGUCACUGACUUGAAGAGAGCUCUCCUAUUGGAGGAGGCGGCUGGGAACCGACCUGGGGCAAAGAAAAUUGCUGACGAGUUGAAGAAGGCUGUAGAUGAGCAAAAGGAGGAAACCUUAACAACAACAGGAGAGAAACGGUUAACACCAGUAAACGAGGAAGCUGCAACAAGCGGAGAAACAGCAGCAGUCAGGCAAGGAGCAGUGCCAGCGGCAGCGUCAGCAGCAGCACCAGCAGCAGCACUAGACACAGAAACAGCAGCCAGGGGCAGUCACGGAGCAGUGGUAACUGCAUGGUUACAUCCGCAAGUGGAACCCUUCAGGCACAGAGGAACAGCCGAAAGGAACUCUCCUCUUCAUCCUACAGGCCCUACUGGCACUGCACCAGACUCUAAAAACCCUGCAAAUAUUGAGAUGCCUCAAGACACGACAGAGCCUUACCUAACAAGCACUGGCGCUGCCAGUGCCAUCGACCACACUCAUGCGAGACUUACCCAACCCUCAGACGCAGGGUGGGGCCUGAGAAUCGAAGCAACAAGCAGCGGAAGCAGUGCGGCAGGCGGCAAUGGGGCUUUUGAGAGUUCUCAAAAGUCAGACGACCGCAGAAUCAACACGGCGACCAAAACCACUCCAUGCGCUGGCUCUCUCGGCUUGCCAUCUGGCACUGUGGUGCUACUCGAAGAACCGUUAGCCGCGGCCCUCUUGAAGCCCCACCGCUCCUCCUGCUGCCACCACUGCCUGCUGCCCCUCCCCACCAACCCCUUCCCCUGCCCUGGCUGCUCCUUUGCCCUCUUCUGCCGCCCGCUCUGCGCUGCUAUGGCUCUGGGAGUGGCAACGUCCAUUACAGAUGCUGCUUCUACUGCCACAGAUGCUGCCUCUGCUACAGAUUCCACAGCUGCUACAAAUGCCCCACCUGCUACGGAUGCUGCCUCUUCUGCCACAGAUGCUGCCUCUGCUACAGAUUCCACGGCUGCUACAAAUGCCCCACCUGCUACAGAUGCUGCCUCUGCUACGGAUACAGGUGCUACAACCGCGUUAGAAAAUGGGGGAGAUACAGGUGCUACAGCAGCAGAGCUGCUACAGCCGGGGUGGAGGGCAGGUGUUACCCGGUGGGGGGAGCAUUCGGGGGAGUGUGGCGGCAGCAGCUGGCAUGCUGCCUUGCCGGUAGAGGCGUGCUUGGCUGUUUCUCGGGAACUAGCACGUGCAAGGGGGAAUGACAAGUGGAAAGAGCAGCAGCAGCAGUAUCAGCAUCAGCAGGAGCAACAGCAGCAGCAGCACCAUGUCUCUUCUCUUGUUCAGCAAUUGAGCCACUUCAGAGUGUCAAGUCUCCAAGUGCUGGUGGUGCUGGGUAAACUGCGGUUCAAUGCGGUGGCAGUGAGCCGAGUGCAAGGAGGGGAGAGUGGCGGCUCUGCUGGUCAACUGGAGGGGAUUGAACAGGUGCCCAUCGCCCAAGCCCUCUACCUCUCUGCAUCGCUUUUCAACCACAGCUGCCAUCCCAACGUCUCCCUCUCCUUCCCCUCCUCACUCCUUCCUCCUUCAUUCCCUCGCUCUCCUCUCCCUCUCUCGCCUUCCACCCCUCCCAUCAGUCCCUCCUCUCCUCUCCUCUCUGCUCCCUCGCCCUCCUCUCCUUCCUCUGAUCUCCAAAUUCAUUCACUCACACCCCCACUCCCUAGUCUCUCCUCCUCUUCUCUCCCUUUAUCUUCUCUUUUCUACGGUCGUCUUUUAGUGGCUCGAACUACCGAACCUGUCCUUCCGGGCCAAGAGCUCAGCAUUGGUUACGGAGCUCAGGCUGGGGAGAAGACAGCUUCGGAACGCCAAACCUGGCUCCGCCAGAGGUACUUCUUCCAGUGCUCCUGCCGAGCCUGCACCGAACCUGCCCGAGCUUUUCCGGACCUGUGCCUCCGAGGCUACCGGUGUCAUGCCAAGGGAUGUGGGGAGAGUGGUGUGGUACCAGGGCUGGCCGGUGGCAGUGGUUGGAAGUGUAUGGGUUGCGGAUGCGGACUCUUUGAGAAGGAGAGGAAGGAGGGAGGAGGUGGCAAGGGUGGGAGGAGGAAGAAAGUGACAAGUGAAGGAGAGUCUGUAGAGGGUGCAGGGGUUGAGGAAGCAGAGUGGGGGAUGAAGCUGGCUGCGACAGUGGAUGCGAUUAAAGUAGACUUGCUGAGGCUACGAGACUGUGAGAGCUCCGCUGCUCCGUCAGCAUCGACCCUCUCUCGUGCAUCCCGGCUGUUGGAUUCUCUCCGGCACCGGUUGCACCCACUCAACCGCACUCUCGCCGAGCUGUUGGAUUCUCUCCGGCACCGCUUGCACCCACUCAACCGCUCGCUUGCCGAGAUCUGGUGUGUGGGCCUCUUUGCAUGA
This is a messenger RNA of Closterium sp. Naga37s-1, 8838 nucleotides long. NCBI's taxonomy places the organism in Eukaryota, Viridiplantae, Streptophyta, Zygnematophyceae, Desmidiales, Closteriaceae. The record is from the annotation of a GenBank genome assembly.